This is a messenger RNA of Cyclopterus lumpus (lumpfish), 3960 nucleotides long. It is a transcript of the gene ncln, whose product is annotated as nicalin. Gene Ontology annotation, cellular component: endoplasmic reticulum membrane. Gene Ontology annotation, biological process: regulation of signal transduction. NCBI's taxonomy places the organism in Eukaryota, Metazoa, Chordata, Actinopteri, Perciformes, Cyclopteridae. The coding region runs from base 137 to 1867 and encodes 576 amino acids. The record is from RefSeq and is a predicted model, not a curated record. The transcript has 15 exons.
GUGCCUGAUCAUAAUUAUCUGUCAGACGCGGAUAGCGGUUGGUGAGCUUGCUAGCUGAAGCUAAACUGGGUCCCUGUCAACUGACAGCUGAACGUAUUAUUUUAUCUCGAGCUGUGCGCCCCAAACAAUUGCCACGAUGUUCGAGGAGGCCAGCGAAGUGUUCGAUAACAUGUUCAAGUCUUCGUUCCCUUUAACCUUCAUUGUGUUCAUCCCCGCGGUGUUGAUCCUGGUGUCGCCGCUGCCGGCCGAGGCGGCACACGAGUUUACGGUGUACCGCAUGCAGCAGUACGACCUGCAGGGACAGCCGUACGGUACCAGGAAUGCCAUCCUGAAUACGGAGGCUCGUACUGUGGAAGCAGAGGUACUAAGUCGUCGCUGUGUUAUCAUGCGGCUGGCAGAAUUCUCCUAUGAAGAGUACCAGAAAGCACUACGCCAGUCAGCAGGAGCUGUGGUCAUCAUCCUGCCCAAGAACAUGUCUGCUAUGCCCCAGGACAUAGUGCAGCAGUUCAUGGAGCUGGAGCCGGAGAUGUUGGCCACCGAGACCAUCGUCCCCGUCUACUUUGCCAUGGAGGACGAUGAGCUGCUGUCCAUCUACACCCAAACCCUGACCUCCUCUUCAUCACAGGGCUCAUUAUCAGCAGCAGAAGUGCUGCUGCAUACAGCCACAGCCAACGGCUUCCAGAUGGUAACCAGUGGAGCUCAGAGUAAAGCUAUCAGUGACUGGGCCAUCACCAGUCUCGAGGGUCGUCUGGCUGGAGUUGGAGGAGAAGACCUGCCCACUAUUGUGGUGGUCGCCCACUAUGACUCCUUUGGUGUUGCUCCAUGGCUGUCGUACGGAGCAGACUCAAACGGCAGUGGGGUAUCCAUGUUACUAGAGCUGGCUCGUCUCUUCUCAAAACUUUACACCUACAAGAGGACACAUGCUGGGUACAACCUGCUGUUCUUUGUAUCUGGUGGGGGAAAGUUCAACUACCAGGGCACCAAACGUUGGCUGGAGGACAAUCUGGACCAUACAGACUCCAGUCUGCUGCAGGACAACGUAGCCUUUGUGUUGUGUCUGGACACUCUGGGGAACGGAGACACUCUGCACCUCCAUGUGUCCAAACCUCCUAAAGAGGGAAGUCCUCAGUAUACUCUACUUAAAGAGCUGGAGCUGGUGGCCGAGAGUCAGUACCCAGAGGUCAAGUUCUCCAUGGUCCACAAGAAAAUCAACCUUGCCGACGACAUGCUGGCCUGGGAGCACGAGCGCUUCGGGAUCCGCCGUCUGCCGGCCUUCACGUUGUCCCAUCUGCCCUCCCAUCGCCUGGCUCAGCGCUUCAGCAUCAUGGACUCGCGGUCAGUGUCCCCCUCCUCUCGCCAUGGAGCGGGAGAGCCCCCUGCUGGGCCUCAUGUAGAUGUGAAGAAACUCAGCAGGAACUCCAAGCUGGUAGCAGAGGCACUGGCCAGGGUCAUCUACAACCUCACUGAGAAGGGGGCUCCUGGAGACCUGCAGAUCUUCACUGAACAGAUGGUGCAGGACGAGCAGCUCUCAGCGGUGGUGGACUGGCUCACGGCGCAGCCCCGAGCCGCUCAGCUGGUGGACAAAGACAGCAGCGUGGUGUCCACUCUGGAGUAUCACCUUGGACACUACCUCAAGGAUGUCAAGAGACACUACGUCAAAGCUGACAAAAGAGAUCCAGAGUUUGUAUUCUAUGACCAGUUGAAACAGACUAUGAAUGCUUACAGAGUGAAGCCUGCUAUUUUUGACUUGCUGCUGGCUGUCUGCAUUGCAGCCUACUUAGGAGUGAUGUAUCUUGCUAUCCAGAACUUUGGAGUCCUCUACAGUGUUGUACGUAGAAUCACCCAACCCAAGACGAAGACCCAUUAAGGUGCACAACACUAUUCUUUCCCCCCAUAUCUCACACUUUUCCACAAAUCAAGGAACUUUUACCAGUAAGAACAAAGCAGCUGGUCUGAGCUGCUGUUCUCAUGAUGGUUUUCAAACCAGCAGAAGCUCUUCCAUUUCUUUCAUCCUGAUCCACAGACUAUGAUGUCGGAUUCUUACCUGCUGCCAACUUAAUCCAUUUGGUCUCACAGACCAGACUAAUCAGGAAUCAUCUUUCACUCUCCCUGUCUUCAUGAACACAGAUGUCUCGUCAUUCAUUUAUAAUAAUCCCUCGCGGCGGACAUGUUUCAUUAUUUCACUCUUGUGAGGGAUGUAAAGCAUUUGUCAACACGCCUGAGAUCUGAUGAGAUUAAGUGUCCUGAUUCCUCCUCUCGGUUUACUGUACGAGUGACCGCUCUGCCAAACGGACGUCAUGUGUUGUCUCAGGCAGCUACAGGGAGAAACUGACACGCAGAGUUUAGCCCAGAAUUUCUUAUGUGUUCACCUGUUGUUUUUUUUGUUUUUUUGAGAAGUUCACAUUUUUGAAUCUGCUUAAAUACAAUACUCACAUUUUCAUAAUGAUUUUUAAGGAGGUAUUUGUAAUUAACCAUACUGACUCCCUCCUUAAUCCAGUCCUUCUAAUGUGUUAUCAAUGAAACAUUGUCAGUGACGACACGCAGAGGGGAAUUCAUACAGUUAAAAGACAGUUAACAUUAGAUGAUACCGAUGGCCUCAUUUUACCUUCAGAUGCAUUUUUGCACAGAAAGGACUGGAUCUUGUCUUCCAUCUUUCGGGGCGCCUAAUUCGCAUUCAGAUGAAUCGAUUGAUUGCUUUGACUGAAACAUCUGUAAAAUAGAGUCCAAGAUGAUGUCUUCAAUUGGCAUUUUCUGUCAGGCUAACAUAACAAAUGACAAAAUGUGAAAAUGUACAACAAUAUAAAACCUAGAAAGGCAACAAACCAGAUAAAAAAAUGUUUGGCAUCUGUGCAUGAUAAAUAACUUAACGGAUGAAGCGAUUUUCUAAAUGUUUGCUGACAGAUUUCCUGUGAAUCCACUCAUUUCAUAUGUGGGCAUAUGAGUAUUGCAUAGAGAGAGACUUGAACAAAAUCUGAACUUUUCCUUUUUAAAUGUGCAGUGAAAAUGACUCCACAAAUGGCGUUUACGGAUAAGAUGAGUUGCCUAAAAGAAAUGUGAAGUAGUGUUUAGAUGAUCCUAAUUCAAUUGCCUUGGUAGUACAUUUAUUAAAAAAACAUUCAAUUGAAUGGAAAAUAAAUCUUUGCCAAAUAAUUAAAUAUGUAUUAGUCUCCUUUUUCCUCCCUGUUAAAUCUCUAACAUUAUAGAAAUUUAAAGCAAAUUCCACUUUGAAAUUUUCCGUCUCACUUUUUUCUGUAGAGGUUUGUUUUCUGUUGCUGUAACUUUAAGAAUUAAAAAUCCUACUAAUGUUUUUGACUCAUCUUAAAGAUGUUAAAGGGUCACAUGCAACAAACAUGUCUGUCUAAUCAGAGCACACGCGUGUUGAAUGUGUAAGAGUACAACACGAGAGAUAAAACUCCCCGUUACACCUUUUUAUCGGUGGAAACGUGUUUAGCUGAACGUUUGCAGCAAUGAUGCGAUUCGAAUUAAUCCAACAUUCUUUAAGUCGUGGCAAGUUUUUGGUCCAGCAUUGCAGUAUCCGUACACUGGAUGUCUUAAAAUGGGCAAUAACACAAAGGAUGUUGGAUUAAAAGGGGACACCUAGAUUAUUAAUUUCAUGAGAUUAUUGGUGUGUGUAAAAUGAAUGCUGCAGUGUUUCCUUGACCUUUUCUCUGCCCUAGUCUCGCCUCGUUGUGGGUGAAUGGUGUUUUUCCUUUCGUAUUUUCCAUGUUUUACUGCAUGACGUGUGACCUCCCCCCCCCCCUUUUUUAUUUUAUUUACCAACAUGAGGGAAAUACUGUGGUACAUAUGAUUUUUUUAUUUAUUGAAGCAGUUAGUUUUCAUUUAUGCACUGAACCGAACUCUCCUCUGGUCUGAACUCUGUUUCGCUUCAUCCACAACACUUGAUCUUUGCAAUGAAAAGGACAUCAGUUGUGAUUUAAAAAAUAAAACGAUUUAAAGAAA